AUGCGCUUCGAAACCAGAACCGGAACAUUUGUGUUGGUCCUACGUAUUUUGGAAGAUACGUGGUUGGGCAAGCACCGGCAUCGAGGUAGCGUAUCGGCAGUGACCCUCAAAGGGCAAUGGAACUACAAAGAAUACGAUUGGGUUGCCAAACCGGGGGACUACGUGGUGGAGAAUCCGGGAACCAUUCAUACUCUACAUAUGACCAAAGGAACGAAGGUUGUUUUUACGAUCUCUGGCAGUCUGGAGUUUUUCCACGACGACGGUACUUUGAAGAAUACGAUGGACAUAUUUAGUUAUGCUCAUCUGUAUUACGAGCAUUGCAAGAAGCAGCGGCUCAAACCCAAUGAUGGUCUUUGGUACUAG
Aspergillus tanneri is the source of this 363-nucleotide messenger RNA. Its product is annotated as 2,4'-dihydroxyacetophenone dioxygenase family protein. Bases 1 to 363 code for a protein of 120 amino acids. The transcript has 2 exons. Lineage: Eukaryota; Fungi; Ascomycota; Eurotiomycetes; Eurotiales; Aspergillaceae. The record is from RefSeq and is a predicted model, not a curated record.